AUGAUCCUUGCCUCCGGUGUCGAGCCUCGAACAGACCAGUGCUUACUAUCACAGUGUGACGCAAACAACCCAUGUGCCCGCUGCUCGGGAACAUCUUCAUCCGAGUCGGAGUUGCAUUGGAGUGUCCUUGGAUGCUAUCGUGGAUCUGUCACUUCUCUAGUGGAUGUUCUGCUUCAAGGGUCGUUUGCUUGGUCGCAACCUCAAACACCAUUGACGCCCUCUAAUCCUCGGCGAGGAAGCAUUAAUGAUAAAAUAUUGGCACAAAAUCCUGCUCUCUCAGCUGUCACGAGACCGACUUGGAGAACUGACUUCCAAGAUACGUUCUGGUGGCAAGACGGGGAGCCUGGUCUAAGUGAACGUGUUAAUCAACCACUAGGGCCAGGUUAUCACGAUCCUGGAGCUCCGCCGCCUGUUCUGCAGCUCAUUGCUUCUAGUCCGACCUUUCGAGGUGUUGCAUUCGACCUUCUUGAGUUACUGAGUCUCAGCGGUCAACUUUCUAUGUCACGAGAAGAAGAACAAACGAUCCAUCCCGCUCUUUUCCGUGCAAAACAACUACUACGCGAGAUUGUAUUUUACGACGCAUCUCAACCGAAACCCUUGCUACGAAUCGAGACCAGCUUCCCUCCUCAGACUCCCAUUGAUAGUCGUCCCUCGACUGAACGAAACGUGCUGUUGAGGGAAUGCACACGACGUUAUCUAGUCUCGUUGGACUUCGCAGCCUCGAACUUGCCGACUAUGGGCGUUAGACAAUGGCUAGGAGUGUUUAUCUCGCUUUGCAUUUUCAGUGCUGUGGAUACCAUUCUGGUUGACCUUGCUUGGUCUUUCCAGGGAACCGACCCUCUGCAAGCCAAUACAACACCGACGGAACGUCCUGACCAAGUUAUCCGCAGUGUGUAUCAGGCGUUAGUCUCUCUCUUCGCCACUUCAAACGAUCCUCUAUUGAACGGCUCGGAAUCAGACGAUCCCAUUGUCCGCAGCAUCGCUCGAGUCGUCAGACACGAUCACUGGCCCCCGAGGCAUAUUUUCUCGAGCAUCGACUUUCUCAUGAACCUUGGUGCAGGAGAAACUCCUAAUUAUGGAUUUAAUGGUUUUGUUAUGCCUGGGAGACAUUCUUUUGGUCUUAGAAGCUCAAGGGCCUUAUCAACAGCGCAGUUGGACAGUAUAUCCAGACAGCCCUUCUCGAAGCAUCCACCACCAAUCGGCUUGACAGGCUCAUCGUCCCAAUACACAAUCUCUGGAAUGCGUUCGGAUUUCUCUCUACCAGGCCAAUUUGCGCUGCCAGGCGAAAUUGCAGGACGUGCUCGCAGGCACACAAUAAGCGAUGACAUGUCGCCUCACCCAGAGUCGAGGCGACCUUCAGGGGCUGAACCAAUUUCUCCAUCGAGACUAAAGUCAUCCUCGCGUCGGACAUCUUUACGACGUGUAUACUGCGACAAAUGCAACGAACAUCCGGACGGCUUCCGUGGUGACCAUGAGCUACGGCGCCAUAUAGAUGCCAAACAUUCAGCCACGGUCAAACGUUGGGUCUGCAAAGAGCCAAAAAAUCUUAUACCUACUUCACCGCAGCCAGUCAUACCUUUAUCGAGGUGUAAAGCAUGUCUGGCACAGAAACGUUAUGGGGCAUACUACAACGCCGCUGCGCAUCUUCGUCGUGCGCAUUUCCGACCACAUCGAGUCGGAAAGGCCAGUGGUGAUUGGCCAUCUAUGAGUGUUUUGAAGGAUUGGAUGCGAGAAGUACGCCAAUCAGUUGACGUGCCCGACGAACACAUCUCCAGCGGGGAAGACGACAUAGACGAGUUUCCCCCGCCGGCCAUUUAUCGAGACUCGAUGUCGCAUCAAGCUCCCAUGAUCCCCGACGCACAACCGCCUGCUACAGUACUGGGGCCGCUUCUCUCCUCAAAUUCUAUGGAACAGUCAAUACCGAUCGAACGAGCCAGCCCGUCUCGAAGACCCGCCGAAAACCGAACGAGAUGUCCUCAUCCUGACUGUGGUCGUGAAUUCCGCGACUUGGCCUCUCACAUGCUCACACACCAGGAGGAGAGACCCGAAAAGUGCCCGAUUGUAACAUGCGAGUACCAUACGAAAGGAUUCGCCCGCAAGUACGAUAAGAACCGCCAUGCCCUUACUCAUUAUCGAGGAUCUAUGGUUUGCCCAUUCUGCCCUGGAGUUGGGAGUCCUUUCGAGAAGGUAUUCACGCGUGCGGAUGUCUUCAAGCGACACUUGACUGCUGCUCACCAGGUCGAUCAGACAGGCCAUAGCAGUGGCCACCGACUACCCGGAGGCGAUGAUCCGGUAGGCACAAAGGCACGGUGCUCCAUAUGUAAAAACGGGUUCAGUACCGCUCAAGAUUUCUAUGAACAUCUUGAUGACUGCGUACUGGGUGUCAUUGUGCCAUCUGCAAGUACACCAAGCCAACAACCUCGUUUGCAGGGGUCGCCGCAAUGA
Messenger RNA from Fusarium coffeatum, 2445 nucleotides. RefSeq lists its product as uncharacterized. The record is from RefSeq and is a predicted model, not a curated record. The coding region runs from base 1 to 2445 and encodes 814 amino acids. Lineage: Eukaryota; Fungi; Ascomycota; Sordariomycetes; Hypocreales; Nectriaceae. The transcript is spliced from 3 exons.